Plasmodium cynomolgi strain B is the source of this 1179-nucleotide messenger RNA. RefSeq lists its product as hypothetical. The coding region runs from base 1 to 1179 and encodes 392 amino acids. NCBI's taxonomy places the organism in Eukaryota, Apicomplexa, Aconoidasida, Haemosporida, Plasmodiidae. The transcript has 3 exons. The record is from RefSeq and is a predicted model, not a curated record.
AUGGUCACGAAGGGAGGCGCGAAGAAGAAAGCAAAGGUGAGGGCUUACGACAUUGAAGAAUCAAAAAGGAUAUUCCUAUACGCCUACGAACACCAACUGAAAAAUGAAAAGGUUAAUUGGAAAAGAGCUGAGGAAUCCAAAGUGACUAGCCACAGUGCAAGCUCGAUGAGGAGUCAUUACGUGAAUUGUAUAAAGCAUGAAGUAUCUUUGUACCUGGAGAUGUACGCAGAGGAAGUUGCUAAGUUAUUUAAUAAGAGUAGCACGCUGGUGAAGCAAAAAUCGAAUAUUUCUCUAGACAGAGUAACCAAGGGUAAAAGCACAAACUAUAAUAAAUUUAAUUCGCUCAUAAUUAGUAAAGCCUUCUCCAUGAAGGGUAACCGCAGAGUGAGUAGCAAACAGAACAGCUCCAUUAACAGAAGAAACGUUGCUAAUGCAAAUACGAAGAAGAAAAAAAAAGACACGAGCGUUUGCUCUAGUGGUAAUGCUAAUGCUAGCGCGAGCGAUGGUAGGACGAAGAGCCAACCGGGAGUAUCUAAAAGCAGCCUCAAAAAGAAAAAAAUAAAGAAAGUAAAAUUUGCACAAAAAGAUCCCCUUGCAGUCAAGGAUAAAAAAAUAGACAAAAAUGUGGCCAAAAAUGUGGCCAAAAGUGCGGCCAAAAGUGCGGCCAAAAAUGUGGCCAAAAGUGAGGCAAAAAAUGUGGCCAAAUGUGCGGCCAAAUGUGUAGCCCAAAUUGCGCCCCCAAAUAACGCAAUCGCUAGCAGCAAUGUAGAAAGAACAAAUAACCCCCCCAACAAUUCGUUCAAUACAGAUAUGAGUGAUAAAACGGAUAAAAGGAAAAGCGAAAAGGAACGGGGGAAGCACACGCGAGUGUCCGAAAAUUACCAAAUGGAAGCAAAGGACAUAUCCCAAGGGAGCAGCGAGAGUAAACAUAUUAAAAUAAAGGUAAAGGAUGAGAACGAGGUACAAAUGAGCGUAGACGGAACGGUUCAUGGCCAACGAGGGAGUAACGCAUUGAACGAAGUGGGCUAUAUAAAAAUACCUGGCGAAGAACACCCGCACCAGAAGUACCAUCUCGAGUCAAGACCAGCAAAAAGGCACAGCGACAAAAAUUCUCCCCUUCAAAGAAUUCAGCAGGACAAACAAAUCAUACGACACGAAAAUGUCAAGUGGAAACGUUAG